Molecule: messenger RNA, 216 nt
Organism: Morchella sextelata
Lineage: Eukaryota; Fungi; Ascomycota; Pezizomycetes; Pezizales; Morchellaceae
Exons: 4
Coding region: 1-216 (71 amino acids)
Source: RefSeq, a predicted model, not a curated record
AUGCACGUGCUGCAUCCUCCCCCUCCCUAUUCGUCACAUUUGUCAUUACAUACUCGUUGGAUUAGAACCGUGCAAACGGACAUAUCCAGCCGUUCAAUUUUGACAUCCGGGCUUGCGGGAAGUUCUCUCAGGUCUGCAAUGACCAGUAUGGCAGCGGCAGCGGUAUCUCCAGUCCGUGAGUACGGAGACAUGUCGACAGUGAUGGCGACCGUUUAA